Porites evermanni is the source of this 2080-nucleotide messenger RNA. The record is from the annotation of a GenBank genome assembly. Lineage: Eukaryota; Metazoa; Cnidaria; Anthozoa; Scleractinia; Poritidae.
AUGUAUGAAAAGGGUACCAUCAAUAGAAGGUAUUCGAAAGGAGUACCUUUUCUGUUGAAAAUGGUAUCAUUUAUAAAAAGGUUAGAGGUUGAACCUUAUGGCAGAGUCUUCUUGUAAUGAGCCUGUUCGUUAUUGACUUCCUGCUAUGCAUGUGAAUACCCUGUAAUAUUAAUGAACCAAUGUGAAAGGGAGUUGAGGGUUGCUUGAUGUUAAGAGUUGUUUUUAUCACCAAACAACUUAAUGUUAUUUUAUAUCAGUCAUUUCAUCAACACAAUUUGAUGGAUUGGGGAUAACCCUUCUACUCUCAGAAAUGGCUGAGGUCAAAAUUGAUCAAAAUUACAAAUUUCAUUUUGUAAAAUGCUGAAAAACUUAUAGUACCAUUUAAAAGUAAUGUUUAAAAGACUUCAUUUGAAAGGUCACGCCGAAGAAUUUUAUCCACUAACUCAAAAGUUAGAAACACCUUACGUACGAGACUCCUUAAUUCAUUCCUUGUCACAAGUGAAAGGGUUGGUGUAUAGACACUUCGGUCUUGUUAACACGCUCUACAUGUUUUUUUUUUUUUAACUUAGCCCAAAAAUCUUAACCAGCAAGUCAAAAUUUCGGAAUGUAAAUCUAUUAAGGAGUUUUUUUUUGUCAAUUUAGAGUACUCAGCUCUGCCAAGUUGAAACAAACGCCAGACCUGUCUGCCUUUGUUUUGUUACUUGGGAGGCCUUUAUUAGUUUGGAUAGGGUAAGGAAUAUCUUUAUUGUGGGGGACAGAAGUAAACUGAUAUUGGUAUUUGAUAUCUGUUGCUUUGAUUAACCUGUUGAGUUUCACACUGCACUUAUUUAAUUUGCAGAAUAUUCAACACGGUACAGGGUAGAUCGGCCCACAUGAGGCGCCAUGCAAAAAAAGCUAACCAAAACGAUGACAAGAUUGGAGAGCUGCGGAAACGGUAACAAUUAAGAAUACUUAACCCUUUUGCCUUUUAAAAACAAAUGAAUAAUGAAUGUUGAUAACUGUGUACUUUUUACUCUGAUCUAUCGUGCGAUAGAGUUCGACGUCAAGGAUGAUUUAAAAAUAUGAAACAUUGAUGAUGACGGAUUUACCAGCCUAACAUGCCUGAAAAAUUGAAACGCACAGUCGCUAUUUUGUAUCAACUAUGUUUUGGGUUGUCACAAAUGAGCAAUUUUUUACAAGAAGACAAUGGUUUAUUUUUUGCAGUUUUGCAAUCUUUCGCAGACUAGCAUUGAAACCCAGCGUAUUUUGGGCACAAGUUGUUCAAGCAAACUUCUAAGUAGAUACCGUGCCAACAUUGGCAAAGAACGAUUAAAUGUAAUAAACAGUGCCAUAAAGAAGGCACUUGAACAGAAGCACGCCAUCUUUAUGACGAUAGAUGACCAUCAUAACAUACAUACUGUCAGAAGACCGACAGAAGAGGGAAACACAAUUGGAUCACAUGGCUACCAUCUUCAUCAAGAUUGUAAAAAAAGCUCCAGCCAUUAAUUGGUCUUUUAUCUGUUAAUUUAAUUCGUAAUCCCUAGUGUUGACUCUGACCUUGUUGUGUUCAAACCAUUUUUUGGUCAAGUAACUUCUAAUUUGUUUGCCUCGUCAAUGCCUGAAUUAACUUACUCUAUGUUUGAUCCAGUAAUGGGCCGACAUCAAAUGGAAGCACAUGACUAUCAAGCUUUAAAUCUUCAAUCUUUGCGUUCAUUUAAAGAUUUUUAUUUAGUUAAUUUUCUUUAGUUACCUUUAAAACGUAGGAAAGAUUGUAAUGAUGCUUUUGAUAUUGUAUUACAGAAAUCAAUGAGAGAAUAUCUCUCAAACAAGUGGUACUAAUGCCAGCUGACUGGCCUGAUCAGUUUUUCCCAAGGCAAAUAGUGUACCAGAAAGCUAGACAAGCAACUUCAAUCAGCACUGUACCUCAGGGCUCUUCCACUCAUCCUCUGUGCUGUCAUUCCCACUUUAGGGCCCUAAAGACCUUAAUGCUGAUGAUGAUAUUGUUUUAGGUUACAUGCUUUUUGUGAGGCUUGUUUACGAAUCUCUUUUUCCAGGGAAGAACCUGGCAGACAAGCAAAAACCCUGGAGAAUUAAAAAGUAA